GCAACAGCAGCAGCAGCAGCGACCGGCGCCAGCAAUGGCCAGCGACGUCGCGUGGCAGCUAGCGACAGCUGCAGCAAUUACAACAAUAAAAUCAACAAUACCGGCAGCAACAAAUUGAAGGCACAGCAAAUGCAUUCCAACGAGGAGCCGCCCAUGUCGGUGAUCGUGGACAGCGGCAACCAGCAACAGCAGCAACAGCAGCAGCAGAAGCUGCGUCGCAGCGCCAGCGCCAGCGGCAGCAGCGGCCAGCAGCGGCUGCGCAAGACUAGCUCGUGCAGUGCAAGUGCCAAGACCACGCCCACGCCGCACUCGCGACGCCCACAUCGACAGCACUCGAAUGCCUCCGAUUCAAUGCACAAACAGCAACAACAACAACAAUCACAACAACAGCAACAAUCACAGCAGCAACAGCAACAGCAGCAGCGUCGCUACCAGCAAUCGAGUCGCGCUGGCAGCAAGGAGCGCGGCUCGGAGACGGCGCGAAGGCGUGGCACGCGUCGUCACAGUGGCGCCUCCAUGCAGAGCGAGGCGGCGACGGCGACGGGAACGGAAAGGGCCACGGAAAGGGGACAGCGCAGCGGACAGCGAGCGCGUGGCACCAGCUCGGCGGCCAGCUCCUCGACCGCAUCCAGUUGCAAUGGCAGCUGCAGCUCCGACGAUGGCGACUCGACGCAUUCAUCCUCCUCGUCAUCCAGCUCGUCGGGCGAGCCGAAUCUGCCCUAUCCGGGCUUCCCGGAGAUUGCCAUGAAGGCCCUGACGCAGUACACGCGGCCGCGCAACUGGUGCCUGAUGCUCAUCACCAAUCCGUGGUUCGAGCGCAUCUCGAUUCUGGUCAUUUUGCUGAACUGCAUAACGUUGGGCAUGUAUCAGCCCUGUGUGGACGAUACCUGUCUGAAGCCGCGCUGCAAGAUACUGCAGAUCUUCGAUGACAUCAUCUUUGCAUUCUUCGCCCUGGAGAUGACCAUCAAAAUGGUGGCCAUGGGCAUGUGUGGCAAGAACACGUAUUUGGCGGACUCAUGGAAUCGACUGGACUUCUUCAUUGUGCUGGCCGGACUGCUCGAGUAUGUGAUGCAUGUGGAGAAUCUGAAUUUGACGGCGAUACGCACGAUCCGAGUGCUGCGGCCGCUGCGUGCCAUCAAUCGUAUACCCAGUAUGCGAAUUCUGGUCAUGCUGCUGCUGGACACCCUGCCCAUGCUGGGCAAUGUGCUGCUGCUCUGCUUCUUUGUGUUCUUCAUCUUCGGCAUCAUCGGGGUGCAGCUCUGGGAGGGCAUACUGAGGCAGCGCUGCACACUGGAACGACCCGACGGCAUGAUAUAUCCCAUAACGGGACUACCUGAAGUGUACAGAGUUCGAGUCCGUGUUAACUCCCUCUCGCAAUAUUAUGAGUUCUCGAAGGAUCAGGAUUAUAUAUGCUCCACGCCCGAGGAUUCGGGCAUGCAUCUGUGCGGCAAUUUUCCGCCAUAUCGCAUCGGCUCACUCGUUUGCAGCGAGGAGGCCAAACUGCUGGACCUGAAUGAACCAACGAACACGUCGUGCGUGAAUUGGAAUCAAUAUUACACGACCUGCAAGCAGAGCGGCGAGAAUCCCUUUCAGGGCACCAUAUCCUUUGACAACAUCGGCAUGGCCUGGGUGGCCAUAUUCCUGGUCAUCUCGCUGGAGGGCUGGACGGACAUUAUGUACUACGUGCAGGACGCGCACAGCUUCUGGGACUGGAUCUACUUCGUGCUGCUAAUUGUGAUUGGCUCGUUCUUCAUGAUCAACCUGUGCCUGGUCGUCAUCGCCACCCAGUUCUCGGAGACGAAGAAGCGCGAGAUGGAGCGAAUGCGCCAGGAGCGUGCCCGAUAUACGUCAACAUCGACGCUGGCGAGCAGCACCAACAACUCGGAGCCGGCCACGUGCUACGCGGAGAUUGUCAAAUACAUAGCCCAUCUGUGGCGCCGCUUCAAGAGACGAAUGUUAAAGAAGUACAGAUUAUAUAAGUAUCAGCGGCAGCAGCGUCGGGAGGGCCUGCUGCCCAAUGCGGACAAUCUGACCUUUUCGCCGUCGCGGAUCAAGUGCCACCAUCCGAACUGUCCCAAGUACAGUAGUCGCAAGCCGCCCAGCAUACAGGAUCAGAUGAUUACCGUAAUGGUGCCGCUCAACUCCAACAACAACAACAAUAGCCACAACAACAGCAACAACAACAGCAGCAGCAAUAAUGGCAGCGGCGGAGGCGGAUCAGGCGGCAAUCAUCACAGCCACAAUCACACCACCGUGGCCCUGGUUAACGGCAUCAACGGCAGCACCGCCAGCGUCUCCAUGACCCAGCAGCAGCUGACGGCGCCCAUUGCUGGUGCCGCAGGCGGAGCUGGUGGUGCAGCGACCCAGGCGCAGCUGUCGUCGUCGGACAACACGGAACAGUCACUGGGCGAGGGCAGCGCGGGUGCUUCGGGAGUGGCUCGUCGCAGCUCUUCGCUGAGGAAGCCCAACGCCCAACAUAGCCACAGCAUACAGCUCAAGCCGGAGAUGGCUGGCGGCGAGCAGAAGACAAUUCUGCUUAAGUUGCCGCAACAGGUCAUGGACUCGGAGCAAUUGAUCCUGCAGUUGGGAAAUUUAGGCAAGAGCCAUCCGUGCACCUCGGGCUUUCUUAGUCCGCCCACCUCGGCCAGCCGCCGGCCCUCGGUGAUGUUCAAUGAAUACGUGCUGCUGCAUACGCCGCCGGCGCUCAGCGGCGAACCGACGACUGCUGCUGCUGCUGCCACAACAGCAACAACAACAGCAACAACAUCAUCAGCAGCAGCAGCAGCAACUGCAGCAGCAACAACAGCUACGGCAGCAACCAGCAAUGGCAGCGGCAGCAGCAGCAUCCAACUUGCGGAGAAGGGCAACAUACACUGCACGGAGAAGAUGACACAGGCGGGCGAUGGCAGCAUCUGGCAGGUGAAUCUACCGCAGACCAUCGGCACCAUUGCCAAUCCCUACGCAGAUUGCUCUGAAUUGGGUAUACACGACGCGAUGACUUGUCAAGAGCUUUUAGCAUUCUCUGUGGCCUUUUCAGCGGCAUUGCCCACGGGUCAAAGCACGCUCGAAUCAUUUUACUCGUCGCUGGCCCGCUGCGAUCCCCAUACCGCCGAGGCGCUCAACAAGGUGCAGCAGAAGCGCGCCACAGCCGCAACGACGAGCGCUGCUGCAGCAGCUGCAGCUGCUGCUGGCGAUACCCUCGAUGCCAAUGCCGAUCUGCCGGCCGUGCCAGCUACUAUGAGCGUUGAGCUGGCGGCCGUCUCGGCGGCUGUCCCGCUGCCCAUGCCCGUGCCGCAGGCUGAGGCUCAGCUGCAGAGCCGACGCAAAGCGCAGCAUAUGCCGCACAACAACAACAACAACAACAGCAGCAGCAACAACAACAAGAACAACAAAAAUACCAGCCACAGUCGCAGCCAUGGCCAACGCAGCGCCGGCCAUGUGUCGCGCAGCCACGCCCCCACCGGCAACUAUAUGGAAGAUUAUGCCUGCUGCUACGAUCUGUACCAGAACGCGCUCUCGCCCCUCGACGAGCGACAGCGUCCGCGCUCGGGCGCCCUGCGCCUGAUCAUCGCCGUCUAUCGCUGCCUGAUGCGCGUCUGCAGCUGGAUACGGCGGUACAUUAAGCGUCUGGUGGAGCACAAGUACUUCCAGCAGGGGAUACUGCUGGCCAUAUUGAUCAAUACGCUGUCGAUGGGCAUCGAGUAUCACAAUCAGCCCGAGGAGCUAACGGCCAUUGUGGAGACCAGCAAUGUUGUCUUCUCCGGCAUCUUUGCCGUCGAAAUGCUGCUCAAGGUGGUUGCCGAGGGACCCUUUCGCUACAUAGCCAAUGGCUUUAAUGUCUUCGAUGGCAUCAUUGUCAUACUCAGCGCCAUUGAGAUUUGCCAAACAUUUGCGGGCAAUGGCACGGGCGGCGGCGGCUCCGGUUUGUCCGUGCUGCGCACCUUUCGGCUGCUCCGCAUCCUCAAGCUGGUCAGGUUUAUGCCCAAUCUGAGACGUCAAUUAUUUGUCAUGCUGCGCACCAUGGACAAUGUCGCCGUCUUUUUCUCCCUGCUCGUGCUCUUUAUAUUCAUAUUCAGCAUACUCGGCAUGUAUCUGUUUGGCGGUAAGUUUUGUAAAUUUUUGGACGAAUCCGGACUCGAACGCGAAUGCACGUGUCCCGAAAUAAUCAGCCGACAUCCGCAAUGUGAAUGCGAUCGCAAACACUUCAACAACAUUUUGUGGGCGACUGUCACAGUUUUUCAAAUUCUGACGCAAGAGGAUUGGAACGUGGUUCUAUUCAAUGGCAUGGAAAAGACAAGUCAUUGGGCCGCAUUGUACUUUGUGGCUCUAAUGACGUUCGGCAAUUAUGUGCUAUUUAAUUUAUUGGUGGCCAUUUUGGUUGAGGGAUUCAGUUCAGAGCGAAAUGAACGUCGCGAGCGCGAACAGCGCGAAUUGGUUAAGAAACUGCGCGAAGAGACAUUGGCCGAAAAUUAUAGCGAUGGUAUGUACGAUGAAUCACGCAGCGAAGCGGAUUCAUCGACCACUAACGAUAGUUACUACGAGGUACGCAAUCGCUGGCGCAGCGCCGAGGAUGUGCGCAAGCAACUACAAGACUCCGCCGAGCUCAGCAUCGAGACCAAGAGCAACAUCCACCGCCAGCGCCUGCUGCAGCCCAUCCAAGACUACCAAAUCAACGAGUUGCCCGCGCAGGGCGCCAGCGCCUCUGUGCUUGGCAACGCAGCUGCCGGCUCCGGGCUGCUCGCAACCGACAAGGAGGCCAGCGGCAAGUCGCACGAGGAGGCCAAGCCGCGCGGCGGCCUCAAAAAGACAUACUCGAUCAAGGAACGACGCAGCGAGGCGCCACGCCUAAACAAAAUGCGGCUCAUACGCGAUCCACCGCUCAUCACAACAACGGCGGCCACGCCCCAGGACUCACCGAGCACCACCAUGGAGCCGGGCAUGAGCUUCCGCCAAUGGGGCGAAAUGGAGCCAGUGCCGCCAUCGCCGUCGCUGCUGAAGCCGCCAAAUAUAUUCAGCGGAGGUCAGCGCACGCUGGACGAGGGAAUACCGGCCAUAGAUCUCAUACCGCCGUCGCCUGUGCUGGCGCACAAGCCGCUCAACAUACUCAAUGCCAGCCAGCUGCAGGGACAUGUCAGUCCUGUUGGCGGUGCAGGUGGUGCAAGUGGUGGUUCUCUGAGCAGCCUGCUGCCCAGCAGCAUGCACAGCGUCAUCAUCGAUGACAUCUCUAAGAAUUCCAGCACAACGGCAGCUGCCACGCCCAUCUAUGUGCCCAGCAUAUCAUCCACGGCGGCCACACUGCAGCCGCCGACGGAGAGUCACAGCCACAGCUUGAAUCUGUCGGAUCUGUCGCCGCUGACCGUGUCGCUGACGGGCUCGACAAGCUUGCCCAUGGGCGGAGCGGGCAGUGCUGCCUCCACGAGCGGCAGCUCAUCCAGCGAACGUCUGCCGCUGGCGCCGAUAAGCGGCAGCUUCCAGCAGCGCUUCCGACGCUCCAGCUCCAAGAAGCGUCCGACUACACUGCGACCCGACGACAACAUCAGCGCGCCCGACGACGAGCAGCAGCAGCUGAACAGCUCGGGUGCCGUUGAGUCCAGGCAGAGGGACACGAACCGGCUGAGUCCACAGAACUCGAUGCGCAGGCUCUCGAAUACGCUCAGCAUCGGCAGCGGCCCGGGCAGCCGGCGCGCCUCCGCCUGCAUCUUCAACUCGCAGGUCUAUCAGAAUCUGAGCCAGCCGCCCAAGCUAAGGCCCGGCGCCGGGCAGCGCCGCAUGAGCUCCAUCGAGCUGGCGUUCAGCAAGACAUCGCAUCUGAAUCUGCACAAUCUGGAGGCGAAUCGCAAGUCACUGUCGUACACAAACUCCAAGAUUGAUCUGGACAAAUGGCAAAGAUCCUAUUUGACGCUCAACGAGCCGGACAUGCUACAACAGUACAUGGAGGCGCGCGACAAGCGCAAGAACUCCAUCAGCCACUACAAUCUGAAGAAACGCCUCGAGGAGAAGGAGCUGCAACAGCUACAGCAGCUGCAUCAGCAGCAAAUGCAACAGCAGCAGCAGCAGCAACAGCUCGACACGCAGUCCCAUACGCAGCUAUCGCCGCAGCAGCUGGCCAAGGAGCUGCAACUGCUGUCGAUGCAACAACAACAUUCCAUGGUGCCCUGCGGUAGGGGGGAGCACGUCUCAAAGCUGCGGAUGAUCAUACAGCGUCUGACGCCCAAGCAGUUUACCGCCGAGCGUGAGUCCUACUCCAUGUAUGUCUUUCCGGAGGAUAACAGGUUCCGGCAGAUCUGCUCGUGGUUCGUGAACCAAAAGUGGUUCGACAAUGUCGUGCUGCUCUUCAUAGCCCUCAACUGCAUAACACUCGCCAUGGAAAGACCAAACAUCCCUCCAAGCAGCACCGAGAGAGUGUUCCUGGCAACGGCCAACUACGUGUUCACCGUCGUCUUCACUAUCGAAAUGUUCAUUAAGGUAGUUGCCACGGGCAUGUUUUAUGGCCCGGAUGCAUAUUUCACAUCCGGCUGGAAUAUAAUGGAUGGAUCUUUGGUUACAAUUUCGAUAAUUGAUUUGUUAAUGUCAUUGAUUAGCGAAUCGAGCCCGAGGAUAUUUGGGAUUUUAAGGGUGUUUCGUCUACUUCGUUCCCUACGGCCGCUGCGUGUGAUCAACCGAGCGCCGGGUCUGAAACUAGUCGUUCAAACGCUCUUAUCGUCCCUGCGUCCCAUUGGGAACAUCGUGCUGAUCUGUUGCACCUUCUUCAUCAUCUUUGGCAUUCUCGGCGUCCAGCUGUUCAAGGGCACCUUCUUUUACUGCGAGGGCGAGAACAUCAAGAACGUCCGGAAUGCGGACGAAUGCCGUCGCAUACCCGGCAACGUCUGGACGAAUCGCAAAUACAAUUUCGAUGAUCUUGGCAAGGCCCUGAUGUCGCUCUUUGUGCUCAGCUCCCGCGACGGCUGGGUGAACAUCAUGUAUACGGGCCUGGAUGCGGUUGGCGUUGACCAACAGCCGAUUGUCAACUACAACGAAUGGCGUCUACUCUACUUUAUAGCAUUCAUUUUGCUGGUCGGCUUCUUUGUGCUCAACAUGUUUGUGGGCGUUGUCGUUGAGAAUUUCCAUCGCUGUCGCGAGGAACAGGAGAAGGAGGAGAAAAUCCGACGCGCCGCCAAGCGUGCCCUGCAAAUGGAAAAGAAACGCAGGCGAAUGCACGAGCCACCCUACUAUACGAACUACUCACCGACCCGGAUGUUCGUGCACAAUGUGGUCACCUCGAAGUACUUUGAUCUGGCGAUCGCCGCCGUCAUCGGCCUGAAUGUGGUCACCAUGGCCAUGGAAUACUACAAGAUGCCGAUGGCCCUGCAAUAUGCGCUAAAGAUUUUCAACUAUUUCUUUACGGCCGUCUUUAUACUGGAGGCGAACAUGAAGCUGGUUGCGCUCGGCUGGCGUUUAUAUCUGAAGGAUCGCUGGAAUCAGCUGGACGUCGGCAUCGUGCUGCUCUCCAUUGUGGGCAUUGUGCUCGAGGAGCUGGAAACGAACAUAAUACCCAUAAAUCCAACCAUAAUCCGUGUGAUGCGCGUUUUGCGCAUUGCACGCGUCUUAAAGCUAUUAAAAAUGGCAAAGGGCAUACGGGCGCUAUUGGAUACCGUAAUGCAGGCCCUGCCGCAGGUGGGCAAUCUGGGUCUGCUCUUCUUUUUGCUAUUCUUCAUAUUCGCGGCGCUGGGCGUGGAGCUGUUCGGGCGACUCGAGUGCUCCGAUGAGAUACCCUGCCAGGGACUCGGCGAGCAUGCGCACUUCGCCAACUUCGGCAUGGCUUUCCUCACAUUGUUUCGCGUAGCGACUGGCGACAACUGGAACGGCAUCAUGAAGGACACGCUGAGGGAUAACUGCGAUGACGCGGCCGAUUGCGUGCGCAAUUGCUGCGUCAGCUCGUUUAUUGCUCCCAUAUUCUUUGUGAUAUUCGUUCUUAUGGCGCAAUUCGUUUUAGUGAACGUCGUCGUGGCUGUUUUGAUGAAACACCUCGAGGAGAGCCACAAGCAAAUGGAAGAUGAGCUCGAUAUGGAGGUGGAACUGGAGCGUGAGCUGGUCCGCGAACAGGAGUUCGCCCAGGAGCAGAAACUCUGCCAGCAGCUGGCGGAGGCGCAGGCCAAGCUAAUCGCACCGCCACGCCCAUUGGCCAAAGUCAAAUCGCUGCCCAAGAAUUUCAUCUAUAGCACACCAUCGCUGGAGAAGAAGUUCCCCAGCCCCAGUCUAACCGGCAGCUCGGCCACCAAUCUCAAUCAGAGCCAAUCCGGCGCCGGUGCACGUCGUCAGACCGUGCAAUAUUUCAAUCAACAGCAGCAGCAACAGCAGCAGCAGGCACUCGGCCUCAGUCUGGCCGAAAUGGGCGGCGCGCUGACGCCUCAGGCGCUGGGCGCACGGCUGGGCGAGCCCUUUGGCGGCGCUGUGACGGCAGCGGCAAUAACCGGCAACGAGCACGGCUUGCAACUGCCGCCACUGGGCCGCCGCGGGCGACGCGCCUCGGCCGCCGCCGGCUUCCGCAAGCGCGGCGUGCUGUCCAAGGAGCGCUCACUCGACGAGCAGGCCAUCAGGCGACGCAACCUGGAGGCGAAGCGCACCAGCUGCGAUUCGCUGCCCUGGGGCGGCGAUGCGCUCGACUAUCGUCGCGGCACCAUAUUCGAGAGCCUCGAGUCGGAUGGCGGCGGCAACAGUCCCUCCUCCAGCUAUGAUCUGGAUGUGCGCAGCAUACGCAGCGCUGAGCUGUCGCGUCCACGUGACGACGAUUUGCCGCUGGCCAUUCUUAGUGCGCCCACACCCACGCCCACAGCCACACCCCUGGCUAUUGUGAUGCCCACAACAACACCCACAGCCACGCCCACGCCCACAGCCACAGGCACACCCACCGUCACACAUCAGCAGCGACGCCCCUUCGGCUGGUCGCAGUCCGUGGAUCAGAGCUGCCUGCUGGGCGCCGGCGGACGCAGCAGCCUGCUGCUCUCGGUGCCGCGCUCCAUGCCGCCGCGCAGCCGCAGCGGCAGCACCAAGCAGCUCUUCAAGCAGCAGGCGCUCGACGAGGACGCCGACUUGGAUGAGAACUCGCUGCUGCUGCCGGCAAUGCCGCAGCCAGCCACAGCUGCAGCAGCUGCAACAGCUCAGCUGCCCAGCUCCGACAGCUGCCCAACAGCAGGCGGCAAAGGCAACGCCGACAGCGACGCCCACGGUGACGCCGACGUCAGCAUCGUCGACUGCCCGGCGAUCAGUAAAUCGGAUUCGGCGGACAUCAUGCGCAUCAUCAGCGAGCGGCGGCGCAUGGAUCAGCGGGAUCAGUGCGGCAACGAGGACAGCGACUACAACGAGCUGCUGCUCGUCAAAUCCCCCCAGUCCUCGACGGACUAAGCCUCUCUCUUUCUAACCCACACACACACACACUCUCUCUCUCCCUCUCACACAUACACACCUUGCUAUCAGGCUGGUUUCGUUCAUUUCCAUUCGUUUCACUUGCUGGAUUCUAACGAGUUCCGUAUGCUGAAAAUAAAAUUACUAAGCCAAGGCGCAUUUAAUCGAUAUCGAUAAACGAUAACAAUCGAAAGCGAAACGAGCCUGUUAGUCUACGUAAAUAAAUAUAUGUAUAGAUAUAUACAUAGAUGUAUCUACACCUCCUUGCAGCAGGCUAGUUUCGUUCGUUUCCAUUCGUUUCACUUGCUCAACUGUAACGAGUGUUUCAACGUUCCAAAGUUCCGCUGAAAACAAAAAUGCCAAGCUAAGGCGCAUUUAAUCGA
This is a messenger RNA of Drosophila novamexicana, 9764 nucleotides long. RefSeq lists its product as uncharacterized. The annotation marks the transcript as partial. Gene Ontology annotation, molecular function: voltage-gated sodium channel activity; low voltage-gated calcium channel activity. The transcript has 25 exons. Gene Ontology annotation, biological process: calcium ion import; membrane depolarization during action potential; neuronal action potential. Lineage: Eukaryota; Metazoa; Arthropoda; Insecta; Diptera; Drosophilidae. The record is from RefSeq and is a predicted model, not a curated record. Gene Ontology annotation, cellular component: neuron projection; voltage-gated calcium channel complex; voltage-gated sodium channel complex.